AUCCUGUGUGUCAAAGGACAGAUCGUGUACUGAAGACUACCAGUCCCUUCCAGAAACUGAAGAAAUGGCUGUUUUGUCUGAAAAAUGGACUCCAGAUGGCAGUUUGGAAUUGGAGGCAGUCUGUCCAAUUUGCCUGGACUUUUACUUUAAUCCUGUCUGUCUCUCCUGUGCCCAUGUUUUCUGCUUUGACUGCACUAUGAAUUGGAUGGCACAAGGCGCAGAAGAAGAUUUGAUACCGAGCUGUCCCUUGUGUAGAGAAGAAAACAGGAGACCGAUCAUGUACGAAUGGAUGAUGCGAGAACUGAUCAUUCUUAUCAAGCAGCAUGGCCCCCUCCUGAAGCAACACAUGGGGCAGACCACUGGGCCCCUGGGGUUUUGCUCAGAGGAUACAGCUCUAGAAACGGAGACUGGUGAUUCCUCCUUGGUACCCUGUAAUGGUUUAAGCGAUGUCUGUUGUGGGGAGCCUGGUCGUAACUUGGAAGAUCCCCGAAGAUUCACCCCCUUGACUGGUGUCUUGGACAGCUCUAACAUCUCCCUGGCCUGCCCGGAAGUUGAUGUGGGGAAAAGGAAAGAGCGGACUUCAGGUGUUUGCAAGGAGCCAGUCAGCAGGAGGAACCCGCCCAUAACUUGGUGGAAGAUCCUGGGAGAGUCACCCAACUGGCCUGUGUCCUGGACGGCUCCCACAACUCCUCCAUGUGGCAUUUGCAGAGUGACACAGAAAAGGGAAAUGCGAAGAACUCUCUCUGAAUCUUUGUGGACCCUUAAAGCCCAGUCCUUUGUUCUGAAUUGCCAGGGGAAAGUAACAGUAGUGGCCUGUGGUUGUGAUAAAUUGUCUACCCUAAUAAACUUGCCUGAGGAUCAGAGGACACAGACAGCCACUAGAUUAGACAUAGAGGGCCGUGAACUGCUCGGCAUCACCACUGUACCCUUCUCUGCAUGA
Peromyscus leucopus (white-footed mouse) is the source of this 940-nucleotide messenger RNA. It is a transcript of the gene Rfpl4b, whose product is annotated as ret finger protein like 4B. NCBI's taxonomy places the organism in Eukaryota, Metazoa, Chordata, Mammalia, Rodentia, Cricetidae. The transcript has 2 exons. The coding region runs from base 65 to 940 and encodes 291 amino acids. The record is from RefSeq and is a predicted model, not a curated record.